Oncorhynchus keta (chum salmon) is the source of this 2529-nucleotide messenger RNA. RefSeq names its product bridging integrator 2-like. Gene Ontology annotation, cellular component: phagocytic cup; cytoplasm; plasma membrane. The transcript is spliced from 14 exons. Lineage: Eukaryota; Metazoa; Chordata; Actinopteri; Salmoniformes; Salmonidae. Gene Ontology annotation, molecular function: phospholipid binding; protein binding. Gene Ontology annotation, biological process: phagocytosis, engulfment; plasma membrane tubulation; podosome assembly. The record is from RefSeq and is a predicted model, not a curated record. The coding region runs from base 420 to 2063 and encodes 547 amino acids.
AUGGUUGAAGUCCCGAAAGCAUACAGGGGAGAUCCACCGUCUCAUUCAAGUGCUUCAACUAUUUCGAGAGGAAUUUCGAAGUUACUUUCGUCUGGAUUGAAGCGAGUUCGAUCACCUACUCCAGAUGGUUGGAGCCAGGAUUGCCUGGAUGGAUAACAACUACCGGGAGUCCAUUAGCCCAGUUGCAAGCCUGGAGACCGGGAGUCCAUCAGCCCAGUUGAACGCCUGACGAUUUGACUCCGGUGAUUCAUAUAUUCAUCCUGCGAUCUACCUGUGUUAGGUUGCGCAAAAGCAUUGCGUGUACUUGCUGAUGACGGGAUAAGCAUGGUGUGAAUCACGGAGUAACUCAACAAAUAUAUAAGUACAAGAGCAGCGGCUUAACAAGAGGAAUCAUAUAUAGACCGGAGUGAGAAGACACGAUGGCAGAGAACAAGAUGGGGCCAAACAUUGGGACUGGGGCUGGAGGUUUUGCCAAACUGGUACAAAAGUCAUUGAAUCGAGCUCAGGAGAAGGUCAUGCAGAAGCUGGGUAAGAACAUGGAGACAAAAGAUGAACAGUUUGAGCAGUACUCCCAGAACCUUCUCAAACAACAGAAUGAUGGCGGCAGGCUAUCUAAAGACGUCAAAGCAUACUUCAGUGCAGUGAAAGUGAUGCAUGAGACUUCCAAGCGACUGUCCCAGACGUUAAGAGAUGUCUACGAACCUGACUGGCAGGGAGGAGAGGACCUAUCUGUCAUCAUGGAGAGUGAGGACUUGCUGUGGAAUGAUUUUGAAGAGAAACUAACAGACCAGAUAGUUCGCACCAUGGAGAAUUACACUGGACAGUUUCAUGAAGUCAAGGAACGAGUAGCCAAACGUGGUCGGAAGCUCGUAGACUACGAUUCCUCACGUCACCACUUGGAGGCGCUGCAGAAUGCCAAGAAGAAAGACGAUGCCAAAAUCACCAAGGCAGAGGAGGAGUUCAACAAAGCCCAGAGUGUGUUUGAGGAAAUCAACAAAGAGAUGAGGGAGGAGCUUCCUGUUCUCUAUCAAAGCCGGAUUGGAUGUUACGUGACCGUCUUUCAAAACAUUUCCAACCUGAGGGACGUCUUCUAUAAGGAAAUGAGUGUGCUGAACCAUGAGCUUUACAGCGUGAUGAAGAAGCUGGAGACUCAGCAUUCAGGAAAAGCUUUUAUCAUCAAGGGCCUUAACAGCACCAAGUCCAAGAAGAGAACAUCCCUGGUCAUCUCAGCGCCCAUCCCCUGUAACACAGCCUUCCCCUCGGAACACACAGCUCUCCACGCAUCCACAGCCCCGGAGAACGGCAAAGAGACCUGUACCCAGAGCAUCCCUGAGGAGCCCGCUGCCAUCUCAGGAGAGGCUAACGAGGGAACUGGCACUGCGUACCCCUGCGUCUUCACCUCCGACCUCUCGGACGAGUUGAGCUCCAACGGCACCACUACACCCAACAGACGGUCGGCGUGUGACAGCGACAACGGGGUCGGGAGUGACGUCGCUUCAGAGGGUCUGAGUGACCUCCAAGAUGGCGGUGCUUUGGAAGAGCAGGGCCUUAGCCAAUUGCAGAACUCCUCUGCCAUAGAAGAGCAGGUUCAAAGUUCAGAGGUGACCUCUGGAGGUGAGGUCAUUACCAGUCAGAAGGCUGUGGCUGAGUCCACAGAGAGCAAAGUCCUACAUGACUCUGACCAGGCUAAUCUUCCAGAGCAUGGCAAAGCCAAGGCUCCACUGCGUCUUGCGCCACAACUUUCCUUACCCCACUCUGAGAGGCACUCCUUCCCCCCUGCAGAGGCCAGCCAAGUGGAGGUGGUGGAAGAGAAGGGAGAAAGAGUUUCCCAGGUGCUGCAGGCAGGUGACACCGAGAGCACUGGAAAUGACUCGGACUCCCAGAAUCCACCUGGUUUCAUUUACAAGGGAGUGGCGCUCGAGGGUCACAUUUCAGAAGACGGCACACUGCAGUAUGACGUGGAAGACCUGAUUCUUAUCCUCGCCGACACAGAGAAGCAGGAAGGCAUGGCCAAGGUGGUGAGGGAGAAGACAUGUAUUGAGCAGGGAGAUCUGCUAGAAUGAGCCAAUUUGUACCUGUCAUUCCUGUCUUCCCCUCGAGCUGUGGUGACCCAUUCAGUGUUCAUGUGCUAGUCAGAACACAUCCGACUUGCUAACUGGUUGUCGUUAUACACGUGCUGCGCUUAACCAGUGAGCAAAUUGGAGUUCCGAUUAGCACAGCGGCACACACAAUGGCAAUGGACGGAGAUGGUAUGGGUGUGGAGGACGUCAUAAGAAGAGAAAGAGGAAAAACAGGAACACAAGCCCUAUUAAUCACACACUUCCAUGUCUCAACUUGUUGGAAGAUAACGAUGAGUGUCAUAUUUACCGAGAGAAUGUUCUUUUGUUAACACGUUUUUGGUAUACUGUAUUUUGGCCUUGUUUGUGUUAACAUUGUGUAAGUCUCGAAACUGUGAAACGUAUAGAAACAUUUUUUUUUUAUUGAUGCCAUUGAAAGAGUUGUAGUUUAAUAAAGUUAUGUGAGAGAGGA